AUGUCUGCUGAAGAAGGCUGGCACACGGUAGAAGACGGCAAGAAGCUGUACACAAAGACGUGGAAGACUAACGGUCCUGCCAAAGCUCGACUUGUAUUCAUACAUGGUUUUAGCGACCAUUGUAAUACCUACAACGAGUUCUUUCCCACGUUGGCCUCGAAAGGCAUCGAAGUCUACGCUUUCGAUCAGAGAGGAUGGGGCCGAUCAGUUGCAAAACCUUCUGAGAGAGGCCACACCGGGCCAACGUCCCGAGUGCUAGACGACAUUACGUCCUUUCUCAGGACGGUCAUCCCGUGCCCGAUUCCUCUAUUUCUCAUGGGACACUCUAUGGGCGGCGGUGAAGUGCUCUUGUACAUGUCGACCGGACCGGUUGAGAUUCGCAAGCACAUCCGUGGCUACCUUUUGGAGUCGCCCUUCAUCGACUUUGAUCCAAAGUCGAAGCCGUCCUCAAUCACUGUGUUCCUCGGCCGCCUAGCUGGGAAAGUGCUGCCGCAUCGUCAACUAACGAAUCCGCUCGAUGUGAAGCUCAUCUCGCGCAAUGAAGCAGUGCAAAAGCAAUUCACAGAGGAUGACCUGUGCCACGACACCGGCACUCUCCAGGGUCUUGCCGGGAUGCUGGACCGCACCGCCGAACUAGCGGCUGGCAAAGUCAAGAUUGAGGACGAUGCGGGCGAGGGCGGCGUCACGAGGGUGUGGAUAGGCCACGGUGACAAGGAUGGUAUCACGAACUACCACGCAACCAAAACUCUCGCAGAGCGUCUUCCAGUCAAAGACAAAGAGUUCAAGACGUAUCCGGGGUACUUCCAUAGAUUGCACGACGAGCCGGGUUCUGACAAGGACGUGUUUGUAGACGAUGUUGCCAACUGGAUACUGUCACGCUCAGAGGAUCCAGUGCAGGUGGAAGAUACCAGACCCAAGCUGUGA
Didymosphaeria variabile is the source of this 924-nucleotide messenger RNA. RefSeq lists its product as uncharacterized. The transcript is spliced from 5 exons. Gene Ontology annotation, molecular function: lipase activity. The record is from RefSeq and is a predicted model, not a curated record. Bases 1 to 924 code for a protein of 307 amino acids. Lineage: Eukaryota; Fungi; Ascomycota; Dothideomycetes; Pleosporales; Didymosphaeriaceae. Gene Ontology annotation, cellular component: membrane.